Messenger RNA from Mesorhabditis spiculigera, 2253 nucleotides. NCBI's taxonomy places the organism in Eukaryota, Metazoa, Nematoda, Chromadorea, Rhabditida, Rhabditidae. The record is from the annotation of a GenBank genome assembly.
AUGCGUAGUAUUGUAUUGCUUUUAUUAUUUCCGGGCUUGUUAUUCGCACAGCUGGGCGCUUUUUACUCGUUAUUUGACGAUGCUGAUUAUCCAAGCGACGAGCAGCCACGAUCAAGAGUUGUCUCGCGCGUCGUAAGCUCCCAAAAAGACCCCGAUUACCUGGAUCGACAGCAGCGAAUUGUUACGGAUCUCGGGAAAAUCGUUGGCCAAACAAAUGAUCUAUUCUCAAAACUAAUGGGCGUGAUAAAGGAUGAGGCUACGGCAGAGGUUUCCGACCAGGCAAAAGUAUCUGACGAUUCGGUCAAAGAUAGUAACCGGGAAAGAGGCUCAAACACUGGAUCCUCAACCGUGAAUCGUGUCUUUAACCUCUUCGACACGAUCAGCUCGAUUCCGUUUCGCAAUCGCCGUGUUUCUGGCGAUCACGUCUGUGUGCGCGAGAUCACUAGCCGAUUGACGGCCACGGGAGGGAGGAGAAGUUCUGAGCAUUCGUGUCAAAGAUUCCGGAAGGCCCAGAAAUGCGUGGAGCGCCGCGAAACGCCGAGCGGCGGCCAGGAAACGGCACGAUUGGAGGAAUGUUGUGCCGGAUGGGACACGGAAGAUAUUCUGAGCAACGGAUGCACAAAGAGGGUCGAAAUGGCCUCCCUAGAGGAUCGGAUGCGUCAGCUGAACUAUGAGAGAUCGGAUUACGCCGGGCUUGGAAUGGAGGAGAAGCGUAAUGCGGUCACGUAUUUGUUGCCGAAACGAACCGCGAAUAUGGCGAGAGCGCCAAAGGCCGUCAUCCUGCGUGGAAUCCAAAAAGACUACGACUGGUCGAACGGGGACGAGCUGGAAAGUAUGGAUAAGGGGAAAUAUCAUGUGGAACAAUAUAAUGAAGGCUCACAAGUGAUAACUCAAAUCAACUGCGCGAAGCUGCUGCGCCCCAACAUCGAGGCCGACGGCGCGAUAGUGCAUAUGACUGACGUCGAGCUUCACCCGGCCGAGCACACGCUAUUGAAGAUUCUGGAGGGAGACGCGCGCUUCAAGCAGUUUAAUGGACUGCUCAACGACGAUACUCGGGAGCUUCUCUCUUCACCAGAAAAGAAAUACACCGUUUUCGCUAUCCGGGAUGAGGAUUUCGACAAGAUGUCGGAUAGUGUGAAAGAACAAUUGAAAUUGAAGGGCGGUUGUUUGAAAGAACUCGUCUACUCGCACAUCGUCGAGGGCUCCUACUGCCGAAACAGUCUGCCAAAUCAGUUUUUGGUAUCGCUGGACGGGGCUAGCCACAAAGCGCAAGAAUGGGCCAAGAACGGGACAUCCUAUCUACGAAUCGGUGAUGCGCGACUUGUUGAAGGGGAUUACGUGGCUGAAAACGGAGUUUUGCAUGUGGUUGAUGAUCUGUUGGACGGGGAGCGUCUAUUGACCUGGCGUGAUCACCUAAAGGUGCGAGCCCCAGAAUUUGUCAAUGCGCUUUCGGACUUGCCGAUCGACGGGCCGGUGACGAUUUUUGUGCCGCCGACCGAAUCGUUAAACAGCUCGAAAUUUGACCCUAAAAGCUCGAUAAUCACCGGAAAAACGUUGGAUUUAUCAGAGAGCGGCAUCGCGUCGGUGCACGACGGCAAGAAGGUAUUUUACGGCAAGCCGACACGCCAUGUCUCGCCAAUUUCGAUGAGAAUUUCGCUCGGACACUCGCCGCGCAGCUCCUUCAGGGUCGGAUGCAGUGAGGUACUUCAUGCACCGAUCCACUCCUGCAACGCCGCCAUUUAUUUCGUCAACAAGCCGAUUCAAGCCUCUUCUCAAAGUCUCCUCGAAUACCUCAGCGGCAGGAAGGAUUUGAGCAAAUUUUUGGAGCUCAUUGAACGCUCGGGGACCGACACGUUAUUACGAGGGCAUAAAUCAAUUCUUACAAUUUUUGCCCCGACAAAUGACGCGUUUUCGAAUAACGAAUUUCGGCGACUAUCUGCCAACACGACGCUGAGCGCGCACUUUGUGAAAAGAUAUAUGGUGGAUGAGCCGCUUUGUAGGUCUGAUCUCGCGCACGAUCCCUCAGAAAUCAAGGUGGAAAUGUAUGAAAAUCUGGAGGGCGAGGGCCUGACCGCCGAGGGUGAUGAUGAUCAUCUAAGCAUCGACGGGAUUGCCGUUUUGGAGCCGGAGAUCGUGCUCUCCGAUGCGAUUGUGUACAUUUUGGAGGGGACACUUCCGCCGAAAAACCGACGGCCGAUUGGGCGAUUCCCGGCGGGUGGUCUCCCAUUGAGUUUGCUGAACAUUUUUGGCAGU